AUCGGACGGCCGGAGUCUGGAGCGGCGCGCGGCGCUGAGCGGGAGCCGCAUGAGGAGAGCGAGGUGCUGGCUGCAGAGUCUGUGGCAUGUCUGAACAAAGCACUGGGUCACCUUCGGGAUAUCUGGGAGGAGAUUGGGAUCCCUGAGGAGCAGCGACUGCAACGAACAGAAGUGGUGAAGAAGCACAUCAAGGGUCUGCUGGACAUGAUGGUGGCUGAGGAGGAGAACCUGAAGGAGCGUCUCCUGAAAAGCAUUGCUAUGUGUCGCAAGGAACUGGACACUCUCUGCAAGGAGCUCCAGCUGGAUCCAUUUAAGGAGGAAGAGGAGAGCACCAUCCUGCAGCUGGAGAAGGACUUGCGCACCCGCCUGGAAGUGAUGCUGAAGCAGAAGAGAGAGAGGAAGCAGGAGCUGAAAACUCUCCAAGAACGUGACCAAGACUUGUGUGAUCUUCUCUGCAUGACCCCCUACAGCAUCGACAGCAACUCCGUGCCCAGCCUGGAGGAGCUCGACUGCUUCAGACGCCACCUGGCAGCGCUGGCUGCUGAGAAGGAGUGCAGGAGAGAGGAGUUCAUCAGCGUCAAGCGGCAGAUCAUUCUGUGCAUGGAGGAGCUGGAUCACGUCCCUGACACCAGCUUCGAGCGGGAUGUGGUGUGUGAGGAUGAGGACGCCUUCUGCCUAUCUACGGAGAACAUUGCUGCUCUUAAAGAGCUGCUGCAGCAGUUGGAGACCCGGAGAGCUUUAAAUGAAGCUGUUUGCAGUGAGCUGCGCUCCAGAAUUGUGGAGCUCUGGGACAGGCUGAAGGUGCCUGUGGAGGAGAGAGAAGCCUUUGCCACAUAUAUGACCGGAUCCAAAGCCAAAACCAGGAAAGCCCUGCAGUUCGAGGUGGACCGUCUGGAGGAGCUGAAGCUGCAGAACAUGAGGACUGUGAUUGAAGCAAUCAGAGCAGAGCUGGCCGCUUACUGGGACAAAUGCUUUUACGGCACUGAGCAGAGACAAGCUUUUGUUCCUUACUACGAGGAGGACUGCACCGAGGCCCUGCUGCAGCUCCACGACGCUGAGGUGGGGCGUGUGAAGCAUUACUACGAGACACACAAAGAGCUCUUUGAAGCUGUUCAGAAAUGGGAGGAAAAUUGGAGGCUUUUCCUCGAGCUGGAGAGAAAAGCAACGGAUCCAAGUCGCUUUGCUAACCGAGGGGGCAACCUUCUGAAGGAAGAAAAGCAGCGAGCGAAACUGCAGAAGACUCUCCCCAAGCUGGAGGAGGAGCUGAAAGUUCGGAUUGAGGCCUGGGAACGGAAGCACGAGGAGGCCUUCUUGGUGAAUGGGCAGCGGUUCAUGGAAUAUGUGAGCGAGCAAUGGCAGCUGCAUCGGCUGGAGAAAGAGAAGGAGAAGCAGGAACGGCAACUGAAGAAGAGUCGUCAGAUUGAGGAGGAGAUGAUGUAUGGCAGUGUCCCGAGGACACCCAGCAAGCGCCGGGUCCUAGGCGCCAACACGCCUGGCAAAGUGAGGAAGCUCAAUGCAACUUCCUGUGCCACUCCCAACAGCACACUCCGUUCCGCCUUUGGGGGGGCGCUCUUCCACUCCCCGGUGUCCCGCCCACUGCCCUCCGGAGGCAAGCUCGACCAACCUGCUCGGACCCCCAGCCGCGUGGCCAUGAAGCCCCCUCGCACGGCGCACACAGAACGGAACAAGGAGAACAUAUCCCAGUUGAAUGGAACCACCCUGAGCGGUGGGUGCACCCCCACAGCCCCUGCCCAGCGUAACUACAGCAUUAACUCUGUUGCCAGCACCUAUUCUGAGUUUGCGCGCGAACUUUCAAAGGCUUCCAAAUCUGACAUGAGCUCCCGGAUCCUGAACUCCACAACCACCAACAUCCACUGUUGAGGAGGCCACAGCCACAGGGUUCCAGCUCUUUAGACUUGCUUGGUCGCUGCUCUGGCACAGCAUGACUGGAUAUGCAGCGCCUGAGCGUACGUCCCUUCAGCUGGAGGUGAAAAUGACAAGUGCCCCACGUUGGAUUUUUAGCUGGCCCUACAUGCUGCCCUGCGCGUAGCCAUCCCCAUGGGGAGAGGCAGGCGCAUGCAGUGGGGGGAGGGAGACCUUUUUUUUUUUUUUUUUUUUUUAAUGGUUUUUACUACAGUGACUUUCAGGUUUUUAUGUUAGAUGCAAUGUUUUAAAAAGUGUGGGGCUACUCCUGCCCAGGGUUCCCUGCUCUUCAUACACUACUGCAUGGCCCAUGGAGCCCUGGAGUGGGGCAGCCAGAGCCUCCAAUGGCAACCUGUCCCCUGUGCCCCCCAGCUGCCCUUCUGCUUUGCCUGCCUGGGCUGUGACUGGUUAAUUCUUUGGCUCUCCGGCUGGGCUGCUGUCUGAGGUGCUAGAGCCCAUAGUAGCUUACUCAGUAUCGGUUCCCCUGCAUACUUACCUCCUCACCUGAGCAUUUCCCAGCAGCGGGGCCUGGGGCUGGCUGGCACCCAGGCAGCCGAGGGCUCCAGGACAGCAUGGGCUUCUUAGCCUGCUGCCAAUAUGCUGUGCGGAGUGAAGCUAGUGCCCUGGACUAGCUGAUCGAGGUCCAUGCCUUGUCCUGCCCUGAGAGUGCAACUGUCCUGCUGGCCCAAGGCAUGGGCAUAAUGGGAGAGGGUGUCAGCCAUGAUCCAUAAAAAGCAGCUAGGAUACUCGAGCCCACGCCUCCCCGGCUGGUGGCCCAAGCAUUCCCUACCAGGAUCCAUUCACCAGCACUGACUUGGGGUCAGGCAGCCUGGCCCUUUCCCAGCACAACCUGCCCUUCUAAAGACAAAGGCAGCUGAGCUGGGGCAAGACUUGGCUGCUUUCACCUCCUACCUGCUAGACUAACUUGGCAGCACUGUAAAUAUAGAAACCCCUAGGUUAGUGCCUUGUACCUGUGCUACUGGGCCAGCUUGGCCUGCCAGCAAGGGCACUCCACCUUGGCCAGUGGCAGUCCCUAUGGCGACCGCUGUCUAGAGAGGAUAUUAGGGGGCUGUAGCUAUGUUGCUCAGAGGGUGGAUUACUGACACAAGUGGGGAGUGCAGCCUAACCCGAGUCUUGAGGCCUCUUGGGGUUAUGAAUUGAGCGGCAGCUCAGCUUUCCUAGGCCGUGUGGCAGUAAUCCCCUCGGCUAGCCCCUGCCCUCGCCCUCUAGAGCAGGGGUUAGUAUGUACCCCCCUAGGGCCUGUUCCCCAUGCAAGCUGCACCUUUCCACUGCUCUGCACAUGCUGGGGCUGGGGCUGUGCCUGUGCCUGUUCCCAUCACUGAGUGAUGCUCUGUAAAUAGUGUGCUUGUCCCUGAUCAUGUGCACCUUAUCACUAC
This is a messenger RNA of Chelonoidis abingdonii (Abingdon island giant tortoise), 3320 nucleotides long. The record is from RefSeq and is a predicted model, not a curated record. NCBI's taxonomy places the organism in Eukaryota, Metazoa, Chordata, Testudines, Testudinidae.